GUUUUAGCCAGAUCUCGCGUUAGUAGUACUCACGCGUUAAAAUGUCGGCUAGUGGGUAUCCCACCGCGCUAACGUCGGGACAUUCUUGUUUUCGCUGUCGCUAGCUUGGGUUAGUCACUUAAAUGGCUCGUGUGGGCUAAUCUUCUCAGCUGGAUAUCAGAACAGUGUCAACAUUAAAGCUGUCGCUCUGUUCAGAUGAAUAAACGGGAUGAGUUGUUGUUGUUCAGCUAGCGUGGCAACGUGAAGCUAACGUCGGGACUGUGUUGAUGGAAGGUCUCAGCGCAGCGUGGGUGCCCAGGGAUCCACUGCCUGAGUGUGGCGAGAGCAGCGGCCGAGACCCCAGAGACAUGAACCACACCAAGGGCGGCUUGGUGAUCUUCACCGCCAACUCGCACCCCUCAAGCCGCGAGCUGGCCAAGAGGAUCUCUGAGCGACUAGGGGUGGAGCUGGGGAAGGUGCAGGUGUACCAGGAAGCUAACAGAGAAACGCGGGUACAGAUCCAAGAGUCUGUCCGAGGCAAAGAUGUCUUCGUCAUCCAGACGGUGUCAAAAGAUGUCAACACCACCAUCAUGGAGAUGCUGAUCAUGGUGUACGCGUGCAGGACGUCGUGUGCGCGCAGUAUAACGGGGGUCUUCCCGUACUUCCCCUACAGCAAGCAGUGCAAGAUGAGGAAAAGGGGCUCCAUCGUCUCCAAGCUCAUUGCCUCCAUGGUGUGUAAAGCUGGCCUCACCCACCUGAUCACCAUGGACCUCCAUCAGAAGGAGAUUCAGGGCUUCUUCAACAUUCCAGUGGACAAUCUGAGAGCCUCUCCGUUUCUGCUUCAGUAUAUUCAAGAGGAGAUCCCUGACUACAGAAACGCUGUGAUUGUUGCAAAAUCUCCGGCUUCUGCAAAAAGGGCCCAGUCGUUUGCUGAGCGGCUUCGUCUCGGCAUAGCUGUAAUCCACGGAGAGGCUCAGGAUGCAGAGUCGGACCAGGUAGACGGAAGACAUUCGCCACCCACCGUCAAGACCACUGGAGCCAUUCACCCGAGCAUGGAGAUACCAUUGCUGAUACCGAAAGAAAAGCCUCCGAUCACGGUGGUAGGAGAUGUAGGGGGACGCAUCGCCAUCAUAGUGGACGACAUCAUCGACAACGUGGACAGCUUUGUGGCAGCAGCAGAGACGCUGAAGGAGAGAGGGGCCUACAAGAUCUUCGUCAUGGCAACGCACGGCCUGCUCUCCUCGGAUGCCCCGAGGUUUAUAGAAGAGUCCGCCAUCGAUGAGGUGGUGGUGACCAACACCAUCCCCCACGAACUGCAGAAGCUCCAGUGCCCAAAGAUCAAAACGGUAGACAUCAGCAUGAUCCUGUCGGAGGCGAUCCGCCGCAUCCACAACGGAGAGUCCAUGUCCUAUCUGUUCCGCAACAUCGGUGUGGAUGACUGAGCGACCCGUCACAACGCCACUGUGACUUUAUAUCCCUGUGGGAACGGUCCUUUAAUAUGUCGCUUUUCCUUUCCCUCCACCACCAACACUCCAGCCUGAGGGGAACCAGAGGUUACUUGAUUGGUUGGUUUCAGGUCAUGUUAAAAUUUAUACUGGGUUGGGGGGACAAAACCCAUCCUUGUCUUGCUAUAUUUAAGGGGGGGUUAAUUAACGUAUAAUACAUGUCUUAGUUCACAAUCUUUCACGGCAUAAUUCUAACAUUAAAAAGUCUUUGUUUCAGAUGGCUACCCUUUAAAGUCCAGCUCUUCUCGUGCCCCACAAACAUAGUAAAACCACCCUAGUUACAUUCAUAAAUGCUAUGCCGUCUGGCUUCCAUAAACAGGAUUACAAAUCCAGUUUACAAACUGACACAUAUCUGCAGAAACCCUGUUGGCACCCCUUGAUGUUUCACCUUUUGUCGCGUUACAACCACAAACAUCUGUGCAUUUUAUUGACAUUUUAUUUGAUACAAAGUAAGUGGAAGGAAGAUUCUACACUGUUUUGUCACACACAACAAGCAUAAGCUGUAAGGGGAGGACGACUUUGUGAAACGAGUGCAACAUAGUGAUGUGAAGCAAAUCAAAGAUGGCAGCCGAGACAGCAGGUGCAUGCUGCAGCUUAUAGGCCACGCCCCCUUUUGUUCUGCCAUCACAGCUGCAGGCUCUGAAAGCUCACAGGCUGAAUACAAAUGGAAAACACGUUUUAUAUUUUUAUCUGUUAAAGAACAUGGCAAACAUUGACGUUUGUGGCUGUAAUUUGAAAAAAAUGUGGGAAAUCUUUAAGUGAUUUGCUUUUUUUGCAUGCUUGCUUAAACACAGAUCAGUCUAAUACUCUCAAGCCUUCCCAGUGUCCAGACAAUACGCACCUGCAACCCUUUCUUUACUCGCCUACUACUUUUUCCCCCACUCUGAAACUAAUGUGAAACGUUUGUUUGGUAAUUACUUGCAAUGAAUGUCUCCUUCUGAUUUGACUAAUUAGACUUCGUAGUGCGAAUGUCGGUGCCUUCUGGAGGGUUUGGAACACACAAACCUUCACGGGUUCGCUGGGUAUCUGUUAAGGUCACUAAUUGCUUAUUGAAGCCCCUGGAUUAUGCAGGUUCAAGCUCAUUGACCUAUGCUGAGUAUAUUUCAGUUCAAAUGUCUUUUUAAAUACAUUUUUAGGUUGAUUGAUGGUUUAGAUUCCAGCUAGCCUUAUAUCUAGUUGCCAUAGUGUUAGAUUCUUCUGUUGUCAAAUGUUUUUUUUUUUUAAUUAUUAUUUAACUGGAAUUACCGGAAAAUUUCUCCCGUUUUAACUGGAAAUCAAGUUUUAAUGGCCUGGGCACUUGUAAGGUUUUUCAUUAGUAAUUCACGUAACUCAUUGUGCCAUCGUUCCAGCGCUUCCACGUGUUUAAUUCUGGGUUCUGCCAUAAAUGAAGGUUCUAAAUCUGAGGAAGUGUGUUUUACAAUUCUAGAUUUGAAGGUCUGAGAAUAAAAAACAAUGUUACAUAUGAUUGUCAGUCUCUGGUCAGAUUGUUUUCGAUGAUGUCAAAAUGGGUAAAUACUUGAUCCUUGGAUCUGUGUGGAAGAGAUCAGUUUAGUUUGCUUUAAUAUGAGGUUCUGGAGCAGAUAAACGGGCCUUUCCUGACACGCCAAACUUGACUGAAGCAGGUCUUUGUUACCUUGUCAGAUGUUUCAAACUAAUUUGUUUUUCUAUUUAUUUUCUGCACCAAAAA
This is a messenger RNA of Fundulus heteroclitus (mummichog), 3171 nucleotides long. It is a transcript of the gene prpsap2, whose product is annotated as phosphoribosyl pyrophosphate synthetase-associated protein 2. The record is from RefSeq and is a predicted model, not a curated record. The transcript has 11 exons. Gene Ontology annotation, molecular function: ribose phosphate diphosphokinase activity; magnesium ion binding. Gene Ontology annotation, biological process: 5-phosphoribose 1-diphosphate biosynthetic process; purine nucleotide biosynthetic process. Gene Ontology annotation, cellular component: cytoplasm; ribose phosphate diphosphokinase complex. Bases 267 to 1421 code for a protein of 384 amino acids. NCBI's taxonomy places the organism in Eukaryota, Metazoa, Chordata, Actinopteri, Cyprinodontiformes, Fundulidae.